AUGCUACGCGCAGUCGCCGUCGCAGCAGCCGCAGUAGCGCUCUUGGCACCGCUCCUCCUCGAGCCGGAUGUCUCGAGCCACCGGCCUCCGGCCGACUUCGCCUGCGGCACGAGCACGCUCGCCCAGCGGUCCCUCGCGGCGGAGCGAGCCAUCGAAGCCCUGGGCUGGCGCGCCGACGAGGGCCGCCUGCAGUUCGCGCAGCGCGGCGCCAUCAGCUCGGGCCAGCACGCGACGAACUACGGCGCGCUGCAGCACUUCCGGCGCAACGUGCCCGCGUGGUUCGGGCGCCUGCCGCGCGUCGGCGCGCGUUUAUUGCGGGGCCUCUUCGUCAUGGGCCGCGGCGACGUCGUCUUCCUGCUGGGCUGCACGCCGCCGGGCGGCGGCGUGAGCUACGCGUCCGUCGCGCCCUACGUCUGGGUCCAGCCGUCGACGCGGUCCGCGCCGGGCGCGCAACUCGGGCCGUCGCUCAACCACCUCGAGCUCGAAAAACAGAACGAAAUCAAACCCUGGAACGCGACGUUCCUCUACGUGGCGUCGCCGGACGCGGCGGCGGCGGCGCGCGUCGCCGCGGCGGUGACGGACGCCGCGGGCGCGCUCGGCUUCGAGAUCCAGGUGCGAGCGACCGCCGCAUUGCCGGCGGACGCGGUCGCGUGGCGCGCGCCCGGCGCGGCGCUCCGCGGCCUCCUCUCCGCGGACUGGCUCCGCGUGCUCUUCCGCGUGUCGACGGCGAGCGACGACGCGGGAGGCGACGCCUUGUCGACGUACCUGGCCGCGCACCAGCGCGCGUUCCUGGUCGCUUCGCCCGACGACGUCGCCGCGUCGUCGCCCUUCGACGCCGUCGCCGACGCGCAGCCGCCGACGCACCGGUCGCCGCCGCCGGGCUACCCGCUGCUGGAGACCGCCGUGGCCUCCGCCGCGGACGCCGUCGCGCGCUUCUUCGAGGCCCGCAACGCGACGGUGCUCGCGCGGUGGGCGGGGACGCGCUACGAGUACAGCAACCGGCGCUGCGCGACGGAGGCGGCGACCUACCGCCCCUACGCGGCCUUCGCGCCGCCGGACGUGCCCCUGCUGCCGAGCGCUUGCGCGAUGACGAGCUCCGACAGCACGAUCACGGCCAUGGUCCCGCCCGGCGGCGUCGGCGACGGUUUGGACCCGGACGCGGGCCGCCGCCGGCGCGCCUGGGCGCCCUUCGUCGGCGCGCCGGGCCGCCUCUUCGUCGCCGUGGCCCUCGACGUCGUGCCCGUCGGCGCCGCGACGCUCCACAGCCUCAUGUUCUCGCAGAUCCCGCCCGGGAAGCCGUCGAAGGACUACUACGAGAACAAGGCCACGACGGUCUGGUGGCGCGCGCCGGGCCUGCCCCAGCCCCACGUCGGCGCGCCGGUGCAGAACACGGUGGCCAUCGCCACGGUCGCGACGCACGGCUGCCCGGCGGGCCUCGAGGACGCGACGGGCCGGCCCUGGCCCUGCGCGGCGCCCGACGCGCCCGUCGACGGCGCCUACGCGGUCCUCACGGAGCGCGCCUACCUCGACCCGGCGACGGCGCUCGCGCCCGCGGCGACGAGCUUCCCGCCCUUCGUCAUCCUCGCGCUCGCGCACGAGACGCUGCUGCGGCGGCACCAGCUGCGCGGCAGCGUGCUGCCCAUCCUGACCAUGGCCUACAACGCGUCGCGGCAGCACCUGCUGACGGCCGACGAGCAGGCGCUGCGGCUCUUCAGCACGCGCAAGGAGCUGAGCGUGCUCUGGCUCGACCCCGAGAGCCCGUCGCCGAUGAUCCUGCUGCACCACGCGAUCCACGACGUCUACAUCGUCGUCUACGACGACCAGCCCGCGGACCACCCGGACGCCUGCGCCGUGCAGAUUUUGCACGCGUCCCUCGCGCCGCUCUUGCGCUGGCGGCCCCACGACGGCGCGGUCGCGGCCGCGGUGCUCCACCCGUCUUCGGGAGUCCUGGUGACGUCCGGCUCCGAGGGCCAGCUGCGGCUCUGGCAGCUGUCGGCGGCGCCGAGCUCGCCGGGCGGCGGGAGCCGCCGCGGCGAGGCGGAGCCGCCGAAGGACGACCUCGCGCUCAUCGUGUCGCCCGUCGCGUCGCUCAACGAGCACCAGCCGCGCGGCGCGAUCUCGACGCUGCACGUGUCGUCCGGCGACGGCGGCCUCCUGAUCGGCGCCAUCGACGGCACGGUCUGGGUCUGGCGCCUCUUCCCGUCGCCCUCGGACUCGACGGCGCUGACCGUCGCCUCGCGGCCGGGCUCGCCGGAGAUUUCGCCGCCGCCGGGCGGCGUCGCGCCGCGGCUCGUGCUCUGCUGGGAGGCGACGCCGCCCGCGGACGACGGCGACGACGACGACGAGGCGCCGAGCAUCACGUGCCUCCAGACGCUGGACGCGGGGCGCAUCGCCGUGGGCUUCGACGACGGCGUCGUCGCGAUCUGGGGCAUCCAGCUCUUCGACGGUUUCGGGUCCGCGGCCGCGGGGUCCGCGCCCGAGCUGUGCUGCACGAUCGACGCGCACGUGCUCGAGCCCGAGUCCGACGACGACGACUCGAGCAGCGACGAGGAGAGCAGCGACGAGGAGAGCGAGUUGGAGGAGGACGACGACGACGACGACAAGCAGAAGGACAAGGAGGACAGGUCGCAGUCGGCCGCGGGCUCCGGCGACGACGACGACGACGACGACGACGGCGUGAGCCUCCCGGACGAGUCGGGCGGCGUCUUCGAGAUCCGCGCCGUGCGAUCCUUGGGCGACGACGGCGGCCCCAUGGAGCUCUUCACCUGCGGCGGGUCCGCGCGGCGCGUGCGCCACUGGCUCGUCGGCGGCGACGACGACGACGACGACGACGACGAGGCCGAGGCCGAGGAGCGGUCGCAGGCGUCCGGCGACGCGGGGUCGCGGGGGGACGUCGCGAGCGCCGGGAGCCGGAGCGACCGGCUCAAGGUCCGCGAGCUCAGCGCGCACGGCGUCGCCGAGGAGUUCGAGCCCGCCGAGGGCGACGCGUACACGUCGUGGGUCCAGGCGACGAUCAAGGCCACGCCCAUGCGCCUCGAGCUCCUCGAGCUCGGCAUGGGCGCCGAGUCCAUCGCGCGGCGGCUCCUCCUCGCCGCGACGUCCGGCGGCCUCGUGACGCUCUACGAGAUCCUGGCCCCGGAGUGGCGCGUCGCGACGUGCGCGGACCGCCUGCUCCAGCUGCGGCGCGGCGCGCUCGUGGACUGGGAGGAGAAGGCCGGCGAGGCGGCGGCGCUCGGUGACCCGAGCGAGCACUGCGUGCUCGCCCUGACGGACGGGGGCCACGUCGAGGCGCUCGCGGUAUCCGGCGCGGGCGUCUUCCACCGGAGCCCGCCCCCCGAACCCCCCUUGCCCGUCGCGACCGUCGCCGCGUCGACCCUCAAGUCGGGCGACCGGCGGCCGCCGGCGAAGCGCAUCGCGCGGGGGCGCGCGCCGCUCGUGGGCCUCGGGCGCCACGCGACGGCGACGGAGCGCGUCGCGCUCGGGUGGAUGCCCGCGUCCGCGUCGGUGGUCGUCGGCCGGUCCGACGGCGUCCUGGAGGUCGUCGCGCCCGACUGGAAGGCCGCGCUGCUGGAGCUGGGCUGCCGCGCGGCGGACGCGGCGCGCGCGAAGCGGCGCGCGGCGACGCCCGCGCUCGGCGGGUCCACGGUCGUCGCGCUCGGCCCGCCGCGGCGCGGCGUCGGCGCCGCGGACGGGCCCCCGGGCGCGGCCCCGGGCGGCGGCGGCGCGCCCGUGACGUGCCUCUGCGCGCUGCCGCGGCCCGAGACCCUCGUCUGCGUCGGCGACGCCGAGGGCGGCCUGAGGUUGUGGACGCUGCGGCCGCCGCACCGGGGGGGCGCCAAGUGCCUGUGGUCGACGGACGCGCACACGGGCGCCGUCGUCGCGCUCGCGGCCGGCGCGUUGUCGGCCGUCGCGGCGCACCCGGCGGAGAAGACGGCGCUGAAGCCGCUGGGGCGGCGCCUCGGCGCGCUGGUCGCGUCGGCGGCGGCCGACGGCGUCGUGAAGCUGUGGCGCCUCGUCCACGGCGGGCGGGGGCUGGUCACCGUGGGCUACUUCAUCGUCGGCGGCGCCGUGACGGCGCUCGCCGUCGCGACGCCGCCGCCGGGCGACGUCGUGGACGAGCACCGCGGCGGCGCGGCCCUCGUCGUCGCGGGCUUCUCGAGCGGCUUGCUGGAGGCGUGGCCGCUCGACGCGCGCGACGCGGCCGGCGAGGCGGAGCCGAGCCGCGAGGUCGAGCGGUCCGUGCACCGCAGCGGCCACCUCCACGAGGUCACGGCGCUGGACGCCUUCCCGGGCCAGGGCGUGCUGCUGAGCGCGUCGCUCGACCGGUCCGUCGCGCUCUGGCGCGCGCGGCCCGCGGACGACGCGGGCCUCGAGCUGCUGAAGUGCGUCGCGCUGGGCCACCCGAUCUACAGCGCCGUGCUCGUGCGCCGGCGCGGCGCCCUGGACGCCAUCGUCGCCGACGGCGCGCACGUGUCGCGCGUGUCGCUCCGCGGCGACGCGGCCGCAGUCGAGGGCCCGUCGCUGCUCAACGAGCGGAGCCACCGCGUGUCGCGCGUGUCUUUGGCCCAGUCGUCGACGAUCAGCGGCACGGCGGCGUCGACGCCCCAGCUCGCGGCCGACCCGCGGCCGCCGGCGGCCGGCGUCGCGGGCGUCGCGGGCUCCGCGGGCUCGGCCGCGUCCGUCGACGACCACUCCGCGUCGCUGUCCUUCGCGACCGUGUCCCUCCAGGCGCCGUCGGCGGCCCAGGCCUUCGCGUCCGCGGCGGCGCUGGGCGACCUCGUGUCGUCGGGCGCGCUGCCGCGCCAGUCGGAGAUCGCGCGGAGCUCGUUCCUGGGCGGGAACCUGCGCGCGCGGACGCCGCAGCCGCCGCCGCCGCCGCGCGGUCGGACGCCGUCGGCGUCGUCCUGGCUCGCGUCGCCGGACCCCUACGCGUCCGGCGACCACAGCCGCGUCCAGUCGCCCUGGCGCACGGAGCGCGAGGUCGAGCGGUCGCGGCGCGAAUCCGUCGUCACGCCCGGCUCCGCGCCGCCGCGCCGCGACUCGCUGAGCCAGGGCGUCUGGAAUCUCGCCUUCGACCGCCAGCCGACGACGGCCGACGAGUCGCCCGGCCCGGGCGAGUACCUCUUCGCGGAAGCGCCCGACACGAUCCAGGACAUCUCCGCGAAGCUCCUCGAGCAGACCGCGGCCUUCGCGCCGGCGCUGCCGGCGUCGCGCGAGCGCCGCGAGAACCUGCCGGCCAUGGGCUCGCGGCCGGCGACGGCCGACGAGGACGUCGCGGCCGCGGCCGGAAGCAAGGCCGACGCGUCCGACGACGCGCAGCUGGCCGCGGAGGCCCUCAUCACCCAGAGCGGGCCCGCGCCGCCCGCGCCGGAGCUCGAGGCGCUCCCCACGUCGACGCAGCUCGCGGCCUACCCGGACCUCGUCGUCGCGUUCAAGCAGCGCGACCUCGGCAAGGGCUUCCUGCCCGGCGCCGCGCUGCCCAUGGUGCUCAAGAACUGGUGGAAGGGGCCCGACGGCCUCCCGAUCACGGACGCGCACGUCCUCGAGGCGUGCCUGAAGACCACGAUCUUCCGGGAGGCCGACGAGGAGGCCGCCGCGUCCAUGGGCGACGAGGAGGACGACGACGACUUCGACGUCGUGUCCAUCGACGAGCUCCGGAACCUGCGCGAGAUCCGCCUCGAGCGGCGCAAGAACUACAAGCGCCGGGGCGCGAAGGUGACCUUCGACGAGCUCUGCCUCGUCGCGGAGAAGCUCUGCGGCGUCGUCGGCGCCGCGCCGCCGCGCGAGGGCGGCCUGAACGUGUCGCGGACGCUGAGCCGCGGCGGCGGCGGCUGGGUGCGGCGCGAGCCGAGCCGCGACGGCCCGGCCAAGGCCUACCGCCUCAUGUCGCGGGAGCGGAAGCGCCUCGUCUACGGCGACGUCGGCGAGCCCGCGCUCGUCCGGGUGGACCUCGCGGCGUCCGUCGCGCCGCUCGAGGGGCCCAACUGCGCGGAGGCGCGGCGCGCGCGCCUGCUGACGUCGCGGGACAACUACCGCAUGGAGACGCCGCCGCCGAUGGGCGACGCGCGGGCGCGGCUAGGCACGCCGCAGUCGCCGAACGGCCGGUCGUCGCGCGGGUCGCGCGACGACGCGUUCCCGGCCGCGCGGCGCAUGCCGAGGCUCCCGCAGAACGUGCCCGAGCCCUUCGAGCACCUCUUCGUCGACCCCCUCAUGCAGACGGCGCGCGACUGCCUCGCGACGGGCAACCCGAACCCGAGCGGCUCGGGCUUCGAGCAGGACGGCGACGCGCCCCAGCCGCCGGUCAUGAACGGCCGCACGGCCGUGCGCGAGGCAAGACGAGUCUUCGAGGGCUACGCCGAGGAGCUCGCGUCGGCCGCGGCGACGAAGCGGCCCCCGCGGGGCCUGGCCGAGGCGACGUACCUGCUCUUCCGCCAGCGCUUCGGCCCGCGGCAGAUCGCGGAGGCCCACAUCGUCGCGCUGCUCGACGCUUUGUUCGCCCACGGCACGGAGGCGCCGGUCCUGGGCGCGUUGAGCCGCUUCAUCGACGUCAAGCCCGCGCUCGUGGAGAUGUUCGAGGACGGGCGCGCGUCGCUCGGCGACAACGACAGCCACCAGAGCGCGCCCCGGGCCGACUGGCGGGCCCUGCCCAUCAACUCGGCGCGGACCUACGUCGACACGCUCGCCUGGCUCCGGGACCGGGGGUGCCUCUUCCGCGACGCGCCCAUGGACGCGGGCGGCGGCCGGGGCCUCCGGUCGACGGUCGGCGCCGAGGGGUCGCUCUUCGGCGGCGGCGCCCACUUCCGCACGACGGCGACGGGCCGCGCCACCGUGAGCGGCGACGCGCUGCGGCACCUCUCCGUGUCGCGGCGCGCCGCGGCGUCGUGCGUGCGCCAGCUCGCGCCGUCGCCGAGCGUCGCGAGCACGGUCGUCGAGGCGCUGGCGAACGUGCCGGGCCUCGACGAGUCGCCCCUGGGCCACUGGGACGAGCACGUCGACGCCGAGGCCUUCGCGGAACUGCUGACGACGCGCGUCGUCGCCGCGGACGAGGUCACGCGCGCCGCGCAGGCGAAGCUCUUCGCUUUGGAGCGGCCCGACCGCGUGCUCUCGACCGCGGGCAGCGGCAAGGGCAAGCCGUCGAAGCGGGGCAGCCGCGGCGACAAGGACGCGGCCUGGCCCGAGAGCCUGAAGGAGCUGAAGCGGCUGCUGCUCCGCUUCGUGGCCGCGGACCCCGCGCGGUCGGGCGCGAUCCAGGGCAGGACAGGAGAGCGACAUUCCCAACUUCAAAGCCUCAUAUCUCGGCCGUUUUCCACUCGCGCGAUCUCCGGCGCGGCGUUCUGCCGCGCGAUGCGCGUGGGCCUCAAGGCCAAGGGCGGCGACGACGGCGGCUGGGGGCCCUGGACGCCGCCGUCGGAGCUGCCCCGGGACGAGUCCCUCCUGGCGGAGAACGAGCGGGGGCUCCAGCAUCUCCUCGUGUUCUACCGCGACAUGUACGACCAGCAGGUGGCCUACAUCGACUUCUGGGCCAUGCUCUGGACCGAGGCGACGCUCCACCGGCGGCUGCCCCUCUUAGAGGAGCUCUACGCCAUCGCCAUCGACCAGCUCAUCGGCAUCGACGACGAGGUGGGCGCCGCGCUCCGCGCGUUCGUCAUGCACGUCGACCGGAAGGAGCUGCCCAAGGUCGAGGAGAAGGACAAGCGCGAGGACGCGCCGGGGCCCGGGCGGCCCGUGCUCGAGCCCGUGGAGGUCAAGCCGAGCUUGUUGGCCCUCGCCUUCCCGGGCCAGCUCGACAUGGGCGACCUCGACCGCGUGCCGGACCUGCACCCGGGCACGCUCACGAUCGCGCGGCCGCCGGACGCGGCGCGCGACCGCGAGCGCGACGUCUUCGGGGACACGGAGGGCGCGAGCCGCGCGGCGACGGCCCACGACGAGCGCGAGGACCGGCCGGACCGGUCCAUCAGCGAGGAGCGGCGCGCGUCGCUCCGCGAGAAGUCGACGUCGACGCGCGCGUCCGGCGUCGCGCUCGUCCAGGACGACGUGUCGAGCCACGUCGACGUCGCCCCGGAGCCGCCGGAGGCCUUCCGGCCCGCGGCGUCCUUCUCGCGGUCGCUCCAGUCGUCCGCGUCCCGCGACGACUUUAGGGACGAGUCCGUCGACGUCCACUCGACGAUCCAGACGCUGCCCCGCAGCUUCACGGCCGCGGGCGCCCAGGCCGCGGCGCAGCUCAUGCUCGACGGCCUCGCGCGGCACCACGCCGCCGAGGCCCUCACGCACGCGCGCGCCGCGGCGUCGCACGCGACGCUGGCGCUCACGUACGCGGACGCGGCGCUCCCAGCCAAAAAGGGCGGCACGAUCCUCACGCGCCUCGCGGCGUCGGGCCCCGGCAAGCCGCCGCGGCCGCCCCAGGUGCGGGGCACCUUCGCCUACCAGGGCGACCCCUUCUUCGCGCCCCAGGUCACGAAGCAGACGCGCGCGACCAAGGCCGACGCGCGCGCCGCGGCCGCGCGCGCGCUCGCGCGCGGCGCGAGCCCGCUCCUCAAGACGUCGCUCGACGUGCUCCGCGUCCAGUCCAUGACGGGCCAGUACGACUCCUUCGGCCGCGCGUUCAGCCCCGUGCGCUACCUGAGCCUCGACGAGGCCGAGCAGCUCCAGCGCGACAUCGACGCGGCGCAGGACGAGGCCGACGCGAAGCGCCUCGCGAAGACCCACUCCAAGGCCGUCGCGCCCAAGGAGAAGCCGAAGAAGGUCGACAAGGCCGCGGAGCAGCGGCGCCUCCUCGAGGAGGAAGCCAAGCGGCGCCAGGAGGAGGCCAUGCGGCGCCACGAGGAGGAGCUGGAACGGCGGCGCCAGGAAGAAGAGGCCCAGGCCAAGGCCGCGGAGGAAGCCAAGAAGCGCGCCGAGGAGAAGGCGGCCAUGGACGAGGCCGCGGCGAAGAAGAAGGCCGAGGAGGAGGAGGCCGCGCGGCUCAAGGCCGAGCAGGAGCGGCGGCUCAAGGACCUCGAGGCCGCGAAGCAGGCCGAGGCGCGCGAGAAGGCCGAGGCGAAGCGGCGCCAGGCCGAGGAGGAGCGCGCCGCCGCCGACGCGGAGAAGAAGCGCCUCAAGGAGGUCGCGGCCGCGGAGAAGGAGGCCCGGAAGCAGGCGGAGCGCGAGGCGCGGAAGCGCCAGGAGGGCGAGCGCCAGGCCAUGUACCAGGAGGAGCGGCUGGGCCACAUGAUGCGCGAGCAGCUCCGCGAGGAGCGCGCGGCGGCCGAGCGGAAGCGGCUCCAGGACAUCAAGGACGCGGAGAUCGCGCGCGAGGCCGAGGAGAACCGGUUGAUGGAGGAGGCGGAGGAGGAGGGCGAGUUCCUGCGGGAGGAGGAGCGCGAGAAGGCCCGCGCGGCCCAGGAGGCGCUGGAGCGCGAGAAGCAGGAGCGCGAGCGCGAGGAGUUCGAGCGCGCGGAGCGCGAACGGGAAUACGAGGAGUGCUACCAGAUGCAGGCCGAGGAGGAGUACGAGCGCCAGCGCCUCGCCGUCGAGGCCGAGGAGGAGCGCAAGCGCAAGGCCAAGGAGGAGGCGCUGCGCGAGCGCCUCGACGCCGAGGGCCGCAUGAAGGAGGAGAACGAGCGGUCCACGAUGAUCACGAACACGCUCAAGGUGCGGCCGACGAACGCGGGCCUGUUCCGCGUCGCCAAGCAGAAGCGCGCGUCGAUCGCCUUCAAGGACAAGUUGUUGGGCAAGGUCGCCCAGCGGCGCGCGACCGUCGCCGCGGCGAAGCAGGCCGAGGAGGAGGCCGCGAAGCUCGAGGCCGAGGCCGCGGCGACCGCGAGGAAGAUGGGCGACCUUAGUUCGAUGAUGAGCGCGACGUCGUCCGGUGCGGCGUCCCAGGAGCCGGCGCAGGCCGACGACGACGACGACGGCGACCGCCCCCUCUUCGGCUGCUCCAUGGCCUUCUCCGCGGAUUUGCGCUACGACCCCUUCGCGGAGGACCUGCGGUCCACGAAGCAGCCCGCGGCGCCCGUCGGGUCCGCCGUCGCGGCCAUGCGCGCGAAGCAGGACGACGCGGGCGCCGGGGGCUUCGACGAGACGUCCCUCGAGGACGACCGGCUGCCCGAGGCCGUGCUCCGGUGCUUCCGCGAGGCCGCGGGCGGCGGGCCCCAGGCGUUCUACGACGCCGGCGACGCCGACCUGCUGGUGUCGCGGGGGCGGAUCCCGUCGGCGAGCGACGCGGACUGGCAGGACACGUCCCUGGGCCAGGAGAAGCGCGUCGUCGUCGCGCCCGAGGACGACCGCUACGGGUCCGGCAAGCACGCGAUCGCGAUCCGCGCGACGCACGCCGACGGCUGCUCUUUUGCCGUUUAUGCGGCGACGACGGGCGCGACGAAGGCGUCCGUCGCGUCCGAGCCCAUGCGCGCGCUGGAGCCGCGGCUCCGGAAGCUGAAGCUGUUGGGCGAGAUGGGCACGGGCGCGCUCCUCCGCGACUUCGGCGCCGCGGCCAACGACGCGGCGGAGCUCGUCGCGCGGGAGGUGGCCCUCGAGCAGGCCAUCGCGUCCGGCAUGCGGGCCGACGAGCUCGUGAGUCGGAGCGACUUCCAGUCGGAGCAGAAGCGCAACGAGGAGCUCCGGCGCGAGGCGAAGCGCGUCGCCAUGGAGGUCGGCUCGAAGCGGGACCUCGGGGACGCCGCCGCCGGCGACGAGGCGCCGGGCCCCGCGGCGGCGCCGGGCGACAUCGAACCGGACCACAUCGACGCGAAGCUCGACCAGCGGGACCUCGAGGAGGCGUGGAACGUGUCGCUGUCGGAGCUCGACAACGAGGACAACGCGGAGGACGCCGUCGCCUUCGAGAAGCUCCUCUACCGCGUCGGCGUGGCCCAGAUGCAGGCCGAGAACGCGUCCAAGCCGCUCCAGCGCGACCGGCACCUCGACGCGCGCGCGCCGGCGUCGACGUCGUCGCCGGGCAAGCGGAAGAAGCGGCGGCGGCGCAAGAAGCGGUCCGAGGUCAUGGAGCCCGGCGAGACCGUCGACGACCUCGACGCCCGCAUGCGCGCCUUCGUCGGCACCAAUGGGAACUGGAACAAGGGCGUCAACGCGCGCAAGGCGCCGCGGGAGCCGUUCCGCCUCAAGGUGCCGAAGCCCCUCAAAUACCACCUCCUCCUCGACGACUGCCUCCACCAGCCGCCGAAGGACGGGGAGUCCUAAGAUUGAAGUUGU
This is a messenger RNA of Aureococcus anophagefferens, 11184 nucleotides long. RefSeq lists its product as hypothetical. The record is from RefSeq and is a predicted model, not a curated record. Gene Ontology annotation, molecular function: protein binding. The transcript is spliced from 7 exons. Lineage: Eukaryota; Pelagophyceae; Pelagomonadales; Pelagomonadaceae. Bases 1 to 11172 code for a protein of 3723 amino acids.